Messenger RNA from Phalacrocorax carbo (great cormorant), 2375 nucleotides. The record is from RefSeq and is a predicted model, not a curated record. Lineage: Eukaryota; Metazoa; Chordata; Aves; Suliformes; Phalacrocoracidae.
CCUGCGCAAGGGGCAGCGCUGCUUCCCUGGGCAGUCACCGAUGGUUCCAGGGGCACCGGCGGCACGAGUGGGCUGGCCACGCUCUGCACCGGCUGGGAGGGGAGCCCUGCCCCGGCCCCUCGGAGGGGUGUUGGGGAGGAACGGCGGCCGCUCCUGGGGCAGCGCCAGAGCCUCACACCUUGCCUACACCCACACUGCAGUAGGUGGCUCUCUCGCAGGUUUUGUGAGAUCCUCCUAAACCAGAACACACAUCUCUCGUCAUCCUAACAGAUCAGAACUAUAAAUGAAAACCACAACCAUGCUCGAAAUCCAACAAACCUCACAGGAAUGAUACAUCUGCACAACAAGCUAAAGGUAGCCACAGCCACUGUAAGAGAUUCACUCAAGGCCAGUGGCUGAAACUUUUUGGAGGAAGAAUUUUGCAAGCAACAGGCUUUUUGUGCCGUAACUUGGCAGAUGUUCCUGGAUCUCUGACAGGAAGGGCGGGGAGAGGGCAGUUCCCCAGCCCUGCUGCUGGAAAGGCACCACAUCUCCUCAGAGGCACAGCGGACUGCUCUGCACAGCACCCACCGACAGCACACAAGAAGCCGUUCACAAACAGGCACAGGUACACUUCGCUUUGGUUCAAAAAUUCAUCCAGCUGCCACAGAAUGUUUAACAGAGUCACCCAAUCCAUAGUAAAAGAAAUGGAUCCAAAAGGAGACAGAGACCUGGUCCCUGUUCACAGCAGCUUCAAACAUGAACAUUUCAAACUCCUCUGUCUGGUGACAAGAAAAAAAAAAAACGUGUUCCACCCAUUUCACUGCUACAGACGGACAUGGUACAAACUCGACGACAUACUGCUGCCUGGAAAAUACAGUAACAGCACAGAGUCUCUCUUUCCCAGCGGAGGCAGUCAAGAUGCAAAAACAUUCACAAUCAAACAAAACACCUGUGACAGAGUUGAUGGGAGCCUAAACCUCUCUGUUGCCACUACGAGCCUAGAGCUGAAUGGAGUUGCCUCCUUGUCCAAAGAGUGGUCCAUCAAGCUGGAGAAGAAGCACAUAGAGGUAUCAAAACUUGAGCCACUGAGAACAGAAAGAAGAAUUAAUAUGAAUCACUCCUUCAUUCAACAACUACGGAAAAAACAACACAAAUUAUACGUGGUUUGUGAAACACUAGAAACCUCCGAGGAGACCAGCUACGAGGAGUCCUCCAAGGCAGAGGGGAGCUUAAUGGCCCAGCUGUACACCAAGUUUUGUGCAAAGGGCACCAGAGAGAGCGAACAAAGCAUAACUAUACCCAAGGGCUGCACUGUGGCCUUCAGUGCAAUCCAGCUGGUCAUUGAGGACAAACCAUGGGAUCCUGGAUGUUUUCAAAGCAUUACGGUCAGAAGUACAGUUCCUGGGCCUGUACAAAGAAAGCUGAGCACACGUGCAGCUCCCUCAGAAGGGAAUUUAGGAGCACUGGAGGAAGAAGUUAAAUGGAACUGUCAAAUUCUCUCCAUGUUGUCUUCUGAUCUGGCCGUCAUAGUUUUAAAAGCCAUCAAAGCUGCAAUGAGAGACAGGAAGCUCUUUCAAGAACUGACCCAGAGGAUGCAAGCCCUUCUUGAUGAAACUGCUAGUUGUGAGCUGGAAACACAAAGCCCAGACCUGAAAGACCUGCUGAGCAGCUUGCAGCGUUGUCCAAGAGACCCUCUCCUUGAGCUCUCAGAAGCAAUCACCUACGCUCUUGACGCGUUAGAUGAGCUAACGAUGGAUCAGCUGCUGCUUUUGCUGGAGUCUUUGGAAGAGAAGAUUGUGUCCCAACAGCUUCAGCUGGUCAAGAGCAUCUUGGAACACAACUUGGACAAUAAGGAGGGGCGUUUCAGCGUGGAUGCCAGCUUGCUCUCCUUCUCACAAGAAAGGAAGGAAAAAUUAACCAUUGUAAUGGUUGAGAUGAGCGGCGUGAAGCUCCAGAAAGAUGGAUCCGCUGUCUAUGCGGAAGCGGCCUUCUCGGCCAUGGCAGCCCUGUACGUGUCUCUGUACGUCCUCAAUCUUCUGAGCAACUCAGAUUAGGUGCCUGGGGUCCUCUCAUUAGGGAUGAUUUAAAGGGAAUCACCUAACAAGGUAUCCGAAAGCCUCUCACAGCAAGCCAGUUUCUUCCUCCAAACUCUACCCCUGCAUAGGUGAGGCACUCCUCAUUAGUGCUUUCUGCCGGUUGGACACGGCUCGGUGUCAUGCUUUUGCCUGGGAUAGGGUUAAUUUUCUUCACCCGAGCUGGUACAGCGCCGCGUUUUGGAUUUAGUGGGAGAAUAAUGUUAAUAACACGCUGAUGUUUUACUUGUUGCUCAGUAGUGCUUAUACCAUGUUAUAUGCAACCAAUAAAGCACAAAGGACUAAAUCAGCAAUAAUUCA